This is a messenger RNA of Guillardia theta CCMP2712, 417 nucleotides long. RefSeq lists its product as hypothetical. NCBI's taxonomy places the organism in Eukaryota, Cryptophyceae, Pyrenomonadales, Geminigeraceae. The coding region runs from base 1 to 417 and encodes 138 amino acids. The record is from RefSeq and is a predicted model, not a curated record. The transcript has 3 exons.
AUGGAGCGGUGGAUAGGAAGGGACCUUCACAAGAAGAAAAUCAGAGUUAAGCAGAAUGCUUUCGUCACCCGCGAGGAAACAAAGAAGCUCCUGGACUUGCUGGAUCUCGGAAGCACUGAAAGUGUUGUCGACGGACCAUGCGUCUCGGAGCAUCAUGGAGCGGAUGCGAGAAAGCAUUCAAAGCCUAGGGCGAGCCUUUACAGAUUACAUGUCAAGGCUUACAGAUACACAUCUGUCGCUGGGUGUAGAUGUCAGGACCAGACCGUUGAAGUAACUGAGAUCCCUGUCGGAAAGCUUGUCGGGGGCUUCAAGUCGAACUGGAAGCGAGUGAUGAAAUUGGUUCUUGACGGUAGCGAGACGGAGCUGAGCGACAACGGAAUGAGACAGAGCAUGGGAAUCCGGGAGGUGGCGAGGUGA